Emiliania huxleyi CCMP1516 is the source of this 484-nucleotide messenger RNA. RefSeq lists its product as hypothetical. The record is from RefSeq and is a predicted model, not a curated record. NCBI's taxonomy places the organism in Eukaryota, Haptophyta, Isochrysidales, Noelaerhabdaceae. The transcript is spliced from 2 exons. The annotation marks the transcript as partial.
GACCUCAAACCACCCAGCGCCAGCAACGACGUGCCACGGCUCGCCACGCAUCUGUUGCGACCGACGACGUGCCCGACGCCGUCCCGCGGCCGCCAGGAAGAGGCCCGCGCAACCACUUCUGGGACCCGCGGCCGCCGGGCGUGUGGCGGCACAACGAGUCGAACGAACCGAACCAGCGCAGAGCGGCGCGUCUCACGAGCGCCCGCGGCCGCCACGCCGCCGCCGUCCGCGGCCGACGGUGGUCGCGAAUCAACGCGGCGCGGUGCACCGCUGCGCCUGUCCUUCCGCGCCGCUGGACGUCGGCCGAGAAGACCGCUUCCCUCUGGGGACCCGAUCUCUGUUCCCGGGCACGCCGGUCGCAGUGACAUGGGCUCCCAGGCUCAAAAGCGCUCAACAGCGAGCUGCUCCUCCUCCUGCCGCCGCUCCGCUCACCGAGACAACUCGGUGCCGCCGUUCUCGCCGCCGCCGCCGCCGCCGCCGCCUC